Benincasa hispida (wax gourd) is the source of this 889-nucleotide messenger RNA. Its product is annotated as ethylene-responsive transcription factor 4. Gene Ontology annotation, biological process: regulation of DNA-templated transcription. Lineage: Eukaryota; Viridiplantae; Streptophyta; Magnoliopsida; Cucurbitales; Cucurbitaceae. The record is from RefSeq and is a predicted model, not a curated record. Gene Ontology annotation, molecular function: DNA-binding transcription factor activity; DNA binding.
UUCAUUUUCCCCUCAAAUCUCAAUCCACACCAUUUUCUGUCUCUCUUACUUGAAUCCUAAUUUCCUCUCUCCACCGCGUAUUUUACCAAACUAACAGUGUCGUAAAAAUGGUUGCCGGAGACCGGUCGACAUCCACCGCCUCAACCGCCGCGCCGCCCAAUUCCAAAGAGAUCCGCUACAGGGGCGUCAGAAAGAGGCCGUGGGGCCGCUACGCCGCGGAAAUCCGGGACCCACGUAAGAAGACUAGGGUUUGGCUCGGCACAUUCAAUACCGCCGAAGAAGCGGCGCGUGCUUACGACACGGCCGCGCGUGAAUUUAGGGGCGCAAAUGCCAAAACCAAUUUUCCCAUUCAGAACGAAUUCCUAAUGGUUGACAACAAUAACAACUUCCAUAAAUCCGCUUGCAGUACUAGUCCCAGCCAGAGCAGCACCGUCGACUCCUCUUCCCCGUCGCCGGCGCCGUCGGAUCCUUCCCUCACUCACUUCCUCAACAGCAGCAAUCACGCGCCGACUAUUUCCCGCCCAAUUUUCUUCUUCGACGCGUUUGCUCAGGCGGAGAGGAUCAGUGAGUUUCGUCGGAACGUUACCAACGCCGUCGCCGGUGCUGGCGGAUCGGUGAGCGACUCCGAUUCGUCAUCCGUAGUUGAUUUCGACACUACGCGAAAAUCUCGGCCGUUGGAUUUUGACCUGAAUCUUCCGGCUGUGGAAGUUGUUUGAGGAUCCGUGUUUUUCAUUUUGAAUUGAACUAAUUUUUCUAAUUUAAUAUCCGUAAAAUCCAUUUAAAGGAUUGAAUGAAAUAUAUAUUAUAUAAUUAAUAUAAGUUAUGUUGUAUAGAUAACCAAGGAAUUCCUCCUUCCAGUUUUAAUGAAGAGAUUUGAUUUUUUUUUUUU